AUGCUCAUAGCCCGCGUGCGGCGCUCCCGCCAAGUCAAGUGCAGUCAAGUCACCUUAGCUCACGUCGCCCACGCCGCCCUCGCCGUCGUCACCGUCGGCAUCGUCGUCCAGAGAUUGACACGCACGCGCCCGCGCCCGACGCCGUCGGCCCCCAACCCCGAAUCCGAAUUCGCAAUAAAAAAACCCCCGCAACGAAAAUCGAGUCGCACAGGGGCGUUCCAAGCGCGCUCCACCGACGUCGAGCGUCGGAUCGUCAAGCCCGGCGCGAAUCGACGCCGCGGCACGCUGCGCGAUGGGCCUCCCGAGCAGCGUGGUCACCUGUGGUCGCUUGCUUGCUGCCCACUCGAGCCCCUUUCCACGGGCUCACCCAGCUCGGCUCUCCCGAGGAACAACCCUCACGCCCCGGCGCCGAGCGGCACGCCCGAGCUGGGCCCUCCGCCGCUCGGGGAGCGCGAGAGCCCGCACCGCGGUGCUGCUUACAUUUAUUCGAGCCAGACGCCACCCGUAGAACCACCCUGA
Heterobasidion irregulare TC 32-1 is the source of this 519-nucleotide messenger RNA. RefSeq lists its product as uncharacterized. The coding region runs from base 1 to 519 and encodes 172 amino acids. NCBI's taxonomy places the organism in Eukaryota, Fungi, Basidiomycota, Agaricomycetes, Russulales, Bondarzewiaceae. The transcript has 3 exons. The record is from RefSeq and is a predicted model, not a curated record.